CUAUAUUUUUUUACUGCAUGCACGGACGGCUGCACCGUACGCGUACUCAUAUGCACGCGCACGAAAAUGCGAGAUGGCAAGUUUUCAGUGGCCGUGGCAGUAUGAAUUUCCACCAUUUUUUACUUUACAGCCCAACUUGGAGACAAAGAAGAAGCAGGUAGCAGCGUGGUGUGACUUGGUCCUUGCCUACCACAAGCACCACAAGAUCUUCAAUCUAGACGUCAAGGAAUCCCAGUCCUCACCACUCUUCAACAACACAAAGAUCGAUAGAAAACUUUCCACGGAUGCAAUAUAUUCAAUUCUAGAGGAAUUGAGGGUCAAAGGAAAUAUAGAAUGGACAGACAAGACAAGGGCGCAGUGCCUGGUCAUGUGGAGAACACCUGAGGAAUGGGGCAACCUUAUCUAUAGAUGGGCUUCUGGCUGUGGCAUGACAAACACAGUAUGUACGCUGUAUGAAUUAGCUCAUGGUGACGACACUAAGCGAGAAGAGUUCUUUGGUCUAGAUGAUUGGCUUCUGAAGAGGGCUUUAAGGACACUAGAAAAACAGAGGAAGGCGGAAAUCAUGUCAUUUGGCACAAGCGAAGGUGUCAAGUUCUUCUGAUCUGUACUAUGUUAUUUUAGUAUUGCCAAAGAUGUGCCCUGUGUGCAUCAUGUAGAGAGAGUAGAGCCCACAGGUGGUAAGAGUUUAGAAGAGGGUUUCUUAAUUGACUGGAGGCCUGAGGCGAAGAUGAGGAGUGAUUGACAAACUUUUCUGAAAGCUUUAAAAAGUAAUAUUGAGAGUUCAAUAUAGGAUGCGUCAUAUGUUUGGAGUCAUUAUGGGGUUAGGGUUAUAUUAUACAUGUAUGUCGCAAAAUGAGGAGAAACACUCAAGGAAAUCAUGAUCGAAGAUUCGGGUUGAAAGAGUGUUCACAAUGCGAGUAAAAGUUCUUUUUCAUUUUCCUCCACGGAUACAAAGGAAUGUCCACACUGAGUAGGUAUGUAAGGUGCUUGGAUGUGCAUUUGGGUUGUUCGUUUGUAAUGGUUGUCAUUUGCCUGAUAUCCGGAUAUAAUCAUCAUUACUUUAUUUUGCAUAUACAAUUUGGCUCCAAGGACGGAUUUAUGCCCCCCCCCCCCCC
Patiria miniata (bat star) is the source of this 1115-nucleotide messenger RNA. Its product is annotated as vacuolar protein-sorting-associated protein 25-like. Gene Ontology annotation, biological process: protein transport to vacuole involved in ubiquitin-dependent protein catabolic process via the multivesicular body sorting pathway. The transcript has 6 exons. Bases 74 to 601 code for a protein of 175 amino acids. Lineage: Eukaryota; Metazoa; Echinodermata; Asteroidea; Valvatida; Asterinidae. Gene Ontology annotation, molecular function: protein homodimerization activity; structural molecule activity. Gene Ontology annotation, cellular component: ESCRT II complex. The record is from RefSeq and is a predicted model, not a curated record.